Messenger RNA from Sungouiella intermedia, 2808 nucleotides. The record is from the annotation of a GenBank genome assembly. Lineage: Eukaryota; Fungi; Ascomycota; Pichiomycetes; Serinales; Metschnikowiaceae.
AUGCUAACCUCAGAUCUCAGUUUCAUUGAUUCACUCACGCCAACGCAGGAGCAUUUCCUUAAGAAAUUUCUCUUAGAGCAGCAAUUGACUUCAGAACUCCACAACUUAUCGGAGCCCCACAGCCUACAGAACCUUGGCCCACCGUUUGCCAAUGAUGCAGACGAUAAUAAACAAAAUGACUCGGACAUGGUACUUCUCCGGUACUUUUUUUCACGUUUCGUGGCUACAUUUCCCUUGAUUGCAAACAACAGCCCGGAAGACCAAAGAGACUUCUGGAAGGAGACUGUGGAACCCUUUGUUGACAGCUUCAACCGCAAAAACAUGUCAGAGGGAAUGGAGAGAAAUGAAAAAGUCACCAAAAGACACCAGGUCAACCAUAAGUUGCUCUCGUCGCUUCUACUUUUCUACAAUUCUAUGUUUGUCAGCAAGCGAGACAUGGAGUACCUCGAAGCAGAUCACUUGAAGUCGUCUGAUCAGGGAAAACUCCAGAAAUUAGCCAAGGGGCCCACAAAAUCCACUGUUGGACUCGAAGAUUAUCAGAAACCCAAGACAUUGGACGAUUAUGUGGAAAUGACAUUUGUGAACGAUAUGAACUUGAAUAUUGUAGCCGUGGACGUUGAGCCAGCCAUUGAGGUACCCAAACUGUGGAGCUUCAACCCAAUGAAGUUGAUAGUUCCGGAAACUACUGGCUCUCCAAACUAUUUCUUCAUAAUUCAGGUGACAAAACGCUCUGGUGACCUGCAACACUAUACUUAUCGGUCACAUUUUAUCAGUAGACCAUACCUGGACUUCCGCCAUUUAGAAUCGCUGCUUAGGAAGAAAUAUCCCGGGUUGAUGACCACCGAUGUUUGUCGGAUUCCUCACAAAAUGAAGCACGACGAUGGCGUAACGGUAGACGAUGUGUCUGUUUUUUCUGAUGUUACAGGUUCCAGCACAGAGUCGUCCAUGCUGAACAAGAAGGGAAUCAAAGUGAAGUUCCAUCGGGAAAAGCUCCGCCUUGCACUUCGGGGCUACCUUAACUCCCUUCUCUCCAAGCCAGAGAUUGCACACUGUGACGUUUUUGAUGGAUUUCUCGAUGACAAAAAUAGAAACUUUAGCAAACUCUCCCUGGCGCAAGAGUUAGACUUCAUUCAAAGGAUGCAAUUAGAGAAGAGCAGGCUCGAUACUCAGCAAGAAUUUCAAGAACGAACCGCCAAAGUCGUCUAUGCGUUGACCCAUGAUUUUGAUGAAUUCAAAACUCAACUCGUGCGGGAGCCUCAGCAACUUACUGCUCUAUUUGAAGAAUUGGGCCAUACUAAAGACAGAGAGAAGGUGUCCCCACUUCUCCGUACAUUUGUUGAAUGGUGUAAGUUGGAAGUGGCUGCAACACUCUACCAAGUAUUCCUCACUCAAGAUAAUCUGAGCGAAUGGCUUGCAAAGUGUCGCAAGUUCCACCGCUUAUUUCCGUAUAAUGUGUGCUACGGCAUUCUCAAGUACACCAAUCCCGUCAGAAUUAUGAGCAGAAUGGUGGACUUGCUUUUGGUGAAUAUUCCCAGUUUUAGCUGGGGCAAGAGCCAAAAUGAGAACAAAGCACAUAACUUGCUUUCUAUGAUUUUUGUGAUGCUCCUUGACGAAGAUUUGGAAGACUACCUGAAGGAGAGAGCAAAGUUGAUGGAGCUGGAGCCGUUGAAUCUCCCUGAGUAUCAAAUUUUUAUUGAACGAAUCCAGUGCUAUGUUCGCGACAAAGAGCUGGACAUUAGUGAGGAAGUCAAAGAGGAGGCUCUCUCGAACGGCGAAAAUUUACUAAUAACCAUUCUCAAGACAGACAAACUUGAGCCCGUGCUACAGGACAAGGAUGGACCGCAGAUGAAUGCAAUUGAGGCGGCUUACUCUUCUUACGAAUCCCUCGAUCAGCACAAGAUUAUUGAUGCAACGGUAAACUACGUUAAUCUUCGGCAACUCUGGCAGUUGGAGGUGCGGAGAAGAGAUAAGCAAAUGUUAAAGCAAUUAUGGCAAGAAGAAGAACUUACAUUACUCAUCAAGAAGCUUCUCACGUUGUUCUUCCAACCCAUGAUGACGGUGAUGAAGAAAUGUGACAUUCAUCUCGCGUUCCGUGAUUGGCAGUAUUUUAUGAACGACUUGAUGGACGAGUUGAGCAAGCUUGAUGAGGGCGAUAUUUUCUACAUGAGUUCGGUUGAAAUGUUUGAUCGCUUCAAGACGCUUUUGGAUAAGCACGAGGACGCAUUCUGGAGUUUCAUGCAUAACUUGUACAUGAAGGACGACCAACGCAUAUUUCUUGGCAUUGUGGAAUGGAUAGAGACAUUUUUGGUCGAUCUUCGACUCAAAUUCGUUGCACCGGAUCACGUAACAAUUGACGUCGCCAGAUUCACUCCUUCCGAGCCAAUAGAUGAAGAUCUUUUUGUGUCACAACUAGACAGCCGUAUUGAAUUAGUGUUGGAGAUGCGCCGUUUGCUCAAGGAAUAUUUACGUAAUGCUGCGCAUCAAGAGGCCGACAUCCUGCCGGACGAUGUGAAUGAAACAUCCGGAAACAGUAGGCAACGCGCCAUUACUAGUGAGUGGGAGAAAAUAAACCUGGGAAUUUUUGGAUCUAACAACAGCGGAUUUGGCGUGGCAGCCGCCGAUGUUGAGGAUUACAAUCUAAUGGCCAUGCAUAGUAAAACCGCUAAUGGAAUGGAUGAAGAUGCAGCCCACCGAGAGAUUUUACGAAAAGUUGCGGCUUUAGACUCUCAGUUGAGACAAAAAGUCACACGAGAUGAGUUAGGCAAGUUGAAGGCAUCUACUCGGAUCUGCUUGCAGAAUCUAUUAUAA